AUGUUACUGAUAUUUAUGAUCAAAGUAUUGUGUGCUGUGGGUGGAUGUGAAUCUGGGAAGGAUGUUAUGAAUGAACUGGAACAGUUACGUGAAAGUGCACAGGAAAACUUCGAGGAUAUCAAAAAUAACGUAACUGACUAUGAAGAGACACUUAAAAUCGAAAGGAUAGCAGACACAAACUUACCAAUCAAGCAACAGGAAGAGAUAAUCAAACAAGGUUACCCUGAAUUUACUAAUAUUGAUUUCAAUAAGGAUUUCAAUGAAAUAUUGGAGUCACUCAGAAAUUAUGCCAAUACAACACGAGAACCAUAUAAUGACGUUGAUGAAUAUUAUGAAAUGCAGGUGGAUAGCUUAAAUAAGAUAUAUGUGGUGCAACAUUUGUUCUUUGUAAAGAAAAAGAUACAUUUGAAGCAUAUGUCACUUUACCUGAGAGCAGUUAAUUAUGAUAUGCAACUUAACAAUCAACAAAAUAGACAAGAUGGAAGUGAACAAUGUGUUUAUAACUGUUUUGUGAGUGAAACAGUUGCAUGCAACUCAGUAUCAGGAAUAAAAGAAAUUACAGAUGCAAUUUUCAAUAAGAACAGUGAACUUAUAAAAAUGACAAAAAUGUUUAGAAAGCUUGAAGAAACGAUUCUUCGCUUGUUGGACAUAAAAAAGGGAUUUCUCGAUGCGUUUUAUAACAAGUUGUAUGAAAAUGCCAUUUAUGAAAUAGAAAUUACCGGGGCAGCGAUACCAACAGAUGAACAUAUCCAACAGUAA
This is a messenger RNA of Enterospora canceri, 759 nucleotides long. NCBI's taxonomy places the organism in Eukaryota, Fungi, Microsporidia, Enterocytozoonidae. The record is from the annotation of a GenBank genome assembly.